AUGAUUAAGAAAAAAACGUUGGUUAUUAUGGUGACAAUUUUAUUUUCCGUCAUAAAUAAUUUUUGGCUACAAUAGAAACAGGUAAAUCAUUUCACAAAAUAUUCACCCAAAGAUAUUUUAAUAUUUAACCGUUUGUGGAAUCGUUGUCUUCAUAGAAUUAGAAAAUCUUCUCACUUUUGGAACCAUCAAAGGAUUUCGUUUGUUCAAGAUGUUGGGAUCAAUCGUUCCCCGUCUCAUAAAAAUGUACAACGAAUUGAUGAAAAGCAACGAACAACAAUUGAACUCGACUGCUUUGAUCAAAGAAAAAAUGGACAUCGAAACAGCGUUAAAUUUAAUUUACGUAUGCGAAAAGUUGAUCAUAUUUGGGGAGCAGGAGGAGUUGAUUAAAUUGAAUAAAACUGUGAACGAUUUGAGAACUUUUCGUAGCACAAUCAAGAAGUUCAAGUCUUUCCAUUGCGAAUGCGAAGAAACAAUGAGAUACAUCCGUCUGCUUUGCAAAGCUGGAAUGGGUCUCGACAAUAAGUUGCCCGAGUUGGAGGAGAACAUUGAAGUCGUGUCGUGGGAUGUGCGGAAAACGAUCAGAAGUAUAAUAGCGUUGCAUAAGCAACCGGACGACGCGGAUCUAAAAAUCGAGAAGAAAACGAACAUUAGCGAAUUGUUGGAAACGUUGGAGAUAAACGCAGUUCAGUACGAUAGAUUCGAGACGCGUUUGGAACAUUUAAUCAACUAUUUGAAAAUGAAACUGAAGAUUAGUGAAAAUGGAUUGACUUAUGUUCACGAAGCGGAUGAAUGUUUGAGAGGGAAGAACGACAAGUUUCUGAGAGACGGUGGGUCGGAGGUUAACAAAAAGCUUAAAGAAGGCUUUGUUGAGUCGACUUCGCUGAAUCAAGAGGUGCUCGGGAAUUCGUUGAAAGAAGUUAUGAAGAUGAGAGGAUUUACUUUUGACAAAGACGUGAAGUCGGGGAAGAUUGAAGUUAAAGAGACAAAGGAGACAAAGGAGACGCAGGAUUUGAUGAAGCUUCAUAAUUAUGUUCUGGAUAUAGAUCAGUAUAUCAGAGUCUUCCAGAAUCUUAAUAAAUAUACCAAACUGAGGAAACUUCAAACAGCCGACGUCGAUUUGCAACAAUUGAAGAUGGAACUUUGCCAGGUUCAAGGAUAAAUUAAAUUCUCAUAAAUUUGAUCUUAUCGAAUUCGUACUUAUGUUUUAUUUUCAAUAUUAAGACUAAAGUAUGUUAUUAAUAUAUAUUUAUUAUUAUUAUUACUGU
Molecule: messenger RNA, 1265 nt
Organism: Nicrophorus vespilloides
Lineage: Eukaryota; Metazoa; Arthropoda; Insecta; Coleoptera; Silphidae
Exons: 3
Coding region: 209-1159 (316 amino acids)
Source: RefSeq, a predicted model, not a curated record